AUGGCGCUGGCGGAGGCGGGUGCCCGCGGGCGGCUCCUGUUCUGGCCGCGCGUCGUCCUCUUCGGAGACUCCAUCACUGAGUUCUCCUUCCAGGAAGGUGGCUGGGGGGCAUCACUUGCUGAGAGACUGGUCAGAAAAUGCGAUGUUGUGAACCGUGGGCUUUCGGGCUACAACACCAGAUGGGCUAAACUGAUCCUUCCAAGACUGAUCAGUAAAAGUACUAGUGCUGAGAGUACUGUUGCGGUUACUAUUUUCUUUGGAGCCAAUGACAGUGCUUUGAAAGAUCUGAACCCUAAGCAACACGUUCCUUUGGAGGAGUAUGCUGCAAACUUAAAGAGCAUGAUACAGUAUCUGAAGUCAGUAGACAUUACUGAAGACAGGAUUAUUUUGAUAACUCCACCACCUCUUUGGGAAUCAGCUUGGGAAAAGGAGUGUCUUGCCAAAGGUGACAAAUUAAAUCGCCACAAUGCCAUCACUGGGGAAUAUGCCCAGGCCUGUGUUCAGGUAGCUGGGGACUGUGGAACGGAUGUACUUGACCUCUGGACUCUGAUGCAAAAAAAUCAGGAUUUCUCUUCCUAUUUGUCUGAUGGGCUGCAUUUAUCAACAAAAGGCAACAACUUUCUAGCAGCAGAACUUUGGUCACACCUGGAAAAAAAACUGUCUGCUCUUCCUUCACUGCUUCCUUAUUGGCGUGAUGUGGACCAUACAACCCCCGAGGCCAGUCUUCUGUGAGCUCCCCUGCAGUAAGGAGCUGAACAGCCGAGCCUGACACAGCCAGUCUGUUCACAAACAGCCGCUGUCCAGCAGCACACGACCAACACUGCGUACCUGGGGAACGGGGUAGGGGGAUGUCCCCUUCCCUUGGUCCGUGGGAGAAUAAAGAUGAGAC
Gavia stellata (red-throated loon) is the source of this 889-nucleotide messenger RNA. It is a transcript of the gene IAH1, whose product is annotated as isoamyl acetate hydrolyzing esterase 1 (putative). The transcript is spliced from 6 exons. The record is from RefSeq and is a predicted model, not a curated record. Lineage: Eukaryota; Metazoa; Chordata; Aves; Gaviiformes; Gaviidae. Bases 1 to 732 code for a protein of 243 amino acids. Gene Ontology annotation, molecular function: hydrolase activity, acting on ester bonds.